AUGGCACCCAAACGCCCCAACUUUCUCAUUAUGAUGGCGGAUGAUCUGGGGUUCUCCGACUUGGGCUGUUACGGAGCCGAGAUUAAGACGCCAAACUUGGAUAGACUCGCCGACGAAGGACUUCGGAUGAGUGACUAUCAUGUUGCAGCGGCGUGCUCACCGACCCGCUCAAUGUUACUUUCUGGAACAGAUAACCACAUCGCUGGGCUUGGUGUAAUGCACGAGCAUAAGAGUAUGGAUCCUGAUCGAUGGACCGGACCAGGAUCAGAGGGAUAUCUCAACUUCGAUAUUGCCGCUCUGCCUGAAGUGCUUUCAGACAAUGGCUAUUGGAAUUGCAUGGUAGGAAAAUGGCAUCUCGGUCUUCGCGACGAUACAAUCCCCUCUGCUCGAGGAUUUCACAAGAGCCUCAGUGUUCUGCCUGGAAGCUGCAAUCAUUUCGGCUGGGAACCUGCCUGGGAUCAGGUCGUGCAGGGGCAGAAUUUUAAUCCUGCUCGAGUGCCGAGGAUCUACGUCAAAGACGGCCACAAGGAAGCCAACAUUACUAAUUCUGCAGAAGGCUGGUUCUCUUCGACGUCUUACGCUCAAAGGAUGAUCGAGUAUUUCGAGUCCCGAACGGAAGAAGAGAAAGAACAGCCCUUUUUUGCAUAUCUAGCCUUCUCCGCGCCUCACUGGCCUCUUCAAUGCACGGCAGAGGACCGCGAUGCAUACCGUGGAGUGUAUGACGCAGGUCCAGAUGCUCUUCGCGAAACGCGAUUGAAGCAGCUCAUCAAGGCGGGUAUAGUUCAGCCGAACGCGACGGCUUACCCAGUCGUCACAAAUCAUCCACGCUGGGAAGAUAUGGACGACGCAACGAGAAAAUUUAGCGCGAGGUCUAUGGAGGUCUAUGCGGGCAUGGUUACGUCCAUGGACAGAGCGGCAGGUAUGGUCCUACGUUAUCUGGAAAAGAUUGGGGAGCUGGACAACACAUUUGUGAUCUUUCAGUCGGAUAACGGAGCUGAAGGCGCCUCGAAAGAAUCGAAAGGGGUCAUGGACGAUUUCACGAUGGAUAUAAACCGAUACUAUGACAAUUCAUAUGAAAAUCUUGGCAAUCACAACUCUUUCUGCUGGUAUGGUCCCAGAUGGGCUGCCGCUGCAACUGCUCCACAUCGAAUGUACAAAGGCUAUUGCACUGAAGGUGGAAUUCGUGUACCCUGCGUCAUACGCUACCCCCCGCUGACUCAAGCUGCCCCUGGCACCGUCUCCCACGCCUUCGCAACCUGCAUGGACAUUAUGCCGACCUUUUUGGAGCUGGCAGCAGCCAGGCAUCCGAACCCAUCCCCGUCCCAUCCUCGCGCCACUGCGCCAUACAGGGAUCGACGCGUUUUUGGGAUGAGAGGGAAAUCCUGGGUGUCUUAUCUCUCAGACCGUACGCCCUCGUCUGCUUCGUCAGAUCACGAAAUGAAUGCUAUACACGGCUAUGAUGAUCCGGCUGUAGGAUGGGAGAUCUACAAUCGAGCCGGGCUGCGAUUUGGUCGUUGGAAAAUCAACCACAUGCAAUCUGACACUGCAACUGGGACGGGUCAAUGGCAACUAUACGACCUCUCGAUGGACCAAGGAGAGACGAAUGACCUAGCAAAUGAGCAACCAGAGAAGCUUGCGGAGCUUAUAGAAAAAUGGAAGCAAUAUCAGGAGGAGACAGGGACGGUGUUUGGCCCGGCCCUGAAAUACGGACAGAGACAUCCGCUACCUGACCCCUUACCGAUAGGUACUGACUAUGUCAUGGAUAAUCUUGCUUGGAUACACCUUGGGGUUGGGAAGAGACUAGGGGAUGAGGGCAAGGCCAUCCCGAGCCCUCGAAAGGCGUAUUAG
Cladophialophora immunda is the source of this 1848-nucleotide messenger RNA. RefSeq lists its product as uncharacterized. Gene Ontology annotation, molecular function: arylsulfatase activity. Lineage: Eukaryota; Fungi; Ascomycota; Eurotiomycetes; Chaetothyriales; Herpotrichiellaceae. Bases 1 to 1848 code for a protein of 615 amino acids. The transcript has 9 exons. The record is from RefSeq and is a predicted model, not a curated record.